This is a messenger RNA of Scleropages formosus (Asian bonytongue), 5203 nucleotides long. It is a transcript of the gene prdm10, whose product is annotated as PR domain containing 10. Gene Ontology annotation, molecular function: protein binding. Gene Ontology annotation, biological process: regulation of gene expression. Lineage: Eukaryota; Metazoa; Chordata; Actinopteri; Osteoglossiformes; Osteoglossidae. The record is from RefSeq and is a predicted model, not a curated record. The coding region runs from base 209 to 3763 and encodes 1184 amino acids. Gene Ontology annotation, cellular component: nucleus. The transcript has 24 exons.
UUAGAAAUCCCGAAAAUACAUGUUGUGGAAUAUAUAUCUAAUGUAAACCGCGUAAUAACGCUUGUCUCAUGUUGGAGAUUUCCAAGGCAGAACAAUAAUGUCGAAACGCGAAGAAGCAACGGUUUACGUUUCAUCGGAAUCCGUAUUUGCGGCGCAAUCAGGUGAAGGUGGCGACAGGUCUGUUCCGCGGGCCUGGUGAGAAGUUGCCAUGGAGACCAAGCAGGAGGCUUCACCAGUGUGGAACCAGGCGCCAAGCAAUGAGCCUGCCGGUGCCACGCAGGUACAUUUUGAGGGCGGCACCGUGGCCCAGAUCGUGUACGGUGGGGAUCAGCCGGAACGUGGACAACAGCAGGUGGUCUACGCCGAUGGCAGCUCGUACACCUCAGUUGAGUCCUCGGAGCACACGCUGGUCUACAUCCAUCCGGCCGAUGGCACACAGGCUGUAUUUGCUGACCAACCACAGGUGGCUUACAUACAACAGGAUGGAACGACCCAGCAGGUGACCGUGUUGCUUCCAAGCGGUCAAAACAUGAAUACUGCUAACCUGCACGUGCUGAGUAAUGUUGCAGAGGCACCCCCAACUAUCCUGGAGCCUGUUCCACAGGGGGCACUGUCUGUUUCCAGCACACCCCUGCCCACCUUAGCUAGCGUGGGGGAUCCCUCUGCCAGCCCCCUUGGUGCCACAGACUCUACUGUGGACUCGGAAGAUGAAGAAGAGGACGAGGAAGGGGAUGAUUCGGAGCUCGAUGACUGGGAGUCUGGACCUCGGCAGCCUUUCACCCCUCAGAACCUUUGGUGUGAGGAGUGUAACAAUGCCAACCCGUCUGUGUGCUUGAAGCACGGGCCCCUGCACCCCAUCCCUAAUCGCCCGGUGCUGUCCAAAGCUCGAGCCAGCUUGCCUCUGGUCCUCUAUAUUGACCGCUUCUUGGGUGGGGUUUACUCCAAGCGCCGCAUCCCCAAACGUACACAGUUUGGGCCUGUGGAGGGCCCAAUGGUACGGCAAAGCGAGCUGAAGGAUGGCUAUAUCCACCUCAAGGUGUGCAAGCUGGAUUCAGCUAAAGAGCGGGAGAAGACUGAGGACUUGUGGCUGGACCUGUCUGAUGAGGAGCGCUGCAACUGGCUGAUGUUUGUCCGACCCGCACAGAACCAUCUGGAACAGAACCUGGUAGCAUAUCAGUAUGGCCCAGACAUCUUUUAUACCACAAUCAAGAACAUCCAGCCCAAGCAGGAGCUUAAGGUGUGGUAUGCUGCAUCUUAUGCAGAGUUUGUCAACCAGAAGAUCCAUGAUGUUACAGAUGAAGAGAGAAAAGUCCUAAGGGAGCAGGAGAAGAAUUGGCCGUGUUACGAGUGCAACCGGCGCUUCAUGAGCUCCGAGCAACUUCAACAGCACCUUAAUAUGCACGAUGACAAGCUGGAUUUUGUCAGCAGGGCAAGGGGUCGCAGUCGAGGCAGGGGUAGGAAGCGAUUUGGGACAGGGCGCCGUCCAGGGCGGCCACCGAAAUUCAUGCGCCUGGACACGCCAGCAGAAAGCAGUGAGGAUAAAACAAAGGAUGUGCUCGCCUAUCCCGGGAAGGGCGUGUUCUCAGACGCUGUAGAAGGGACUUUGAAUGGUUUGAAGAGCGUGGAGCUGCCUGCUGAGGCAGGGGUUACGGACGCAACCAACCAGGUGGAAACCCAGACGACCCAUUCAGGGACUCCAUCUGAUGGCGAGUCUGCCGCACCCAUGGACCCUCCACCCCCUGCCACAGGAGUUUCCGAGCCCGUGAAGAGUGACCCAUCGCUGGGGAGCCAACUGGACUCCCACCUGACGCACCAGGACAUGCGGAGGGCCAAGAGGAUACGGAUGGAUUUGCAGAAUGCGGCGCUUCAGCACCUGUUCAUCAGGAAGACCUUUCGACCUUUCAAGUGCUCACAGUGCGGCAAGGCCUUCCGCGAGAAGGACAAGCUGGACCAGCACCUUCGAUUUCACGGCCGUGACGGCACCUGCCCGCUCACCUGCCACGUGUGCAACAAGGGCUUCCUCAGCAGCGCCGCCCUGGAUGACCACUUGCACCUACAUGCUGAACAGAGGACCUACUCCUGCCUCUUCUGCACCGACUCUUUCGACCGACUGGACUUGCUUAAGGAACACGUAGGCAUCCAUGUGGUAGACGGAUGCUUCUCCUGUCCCACGUGCAAGAAGACCUUCACGGACUUCAUCCAGGUGAAGAAACAUGUCCGUAGCUUUCACUCAGAGAAGAUCUUCCAGUGCACGGAGUGCGACAAGGCCUUCUGCCGGCCCGACAAGCUGCGGCUGCACAUGCUCCGUCACUCGGACCGCAAGGACUUCCUGUGCUCCACUUGCGGGAAGCAGUUCAAGAGGAAAGACAAGCUGCGGGAGCACAUGCAGCGCAUGCACAACCCAGAGCGGGAGGCCAAAAAAGCCGACCGCAUCCAUCGCUCGAAGACACUUAAGCAGAAAGUGCCCACCACGGACUUUGAGAGCUUCAUGUUUAAGUGUCGGCUCUGCAUGAUGGGCUUUCGGCGCCGGGGCAUGUUGGUAAAUCAUCUGUCCAAACGGCACCCGGAAAUGCGGAUCGAUGAGGUGCCUGAGCUCACGCUGCCAAUCAUCAAACCCAACAGAGACUACUUCUGCCAGUACUGUGACAAGGUGUACAAAAGUGCCAGCAAGCGGAAGGCACAUAUCCUGAAGAACCAUCCUGGAGCCGACCUGCCCCCCAGCAUCCGCAAGCUGCGACCGGCUGGCCCUGGCGAGCCAGACCCCAUGCUCAGCACCCACACCCAGCUGACAGGCACCAUUGCCACGGCACCAGUCUGUUGCCCCCACUGUGCUAAGCAGUACAGCAGCAAGACAAAGAUGGUGCAGCACAUCCGGAAAAAGCACCCAGAGUUUGCACAGCUUGCCAACACCAUCCAGGCACCCCUGACCACAACUGUGAUCAGCAGCACGCCGGCAGUCCUCACUGACGGGAACACUGGGGAAGCAGUGGUGACCACAGACCUUCUGACACAGGCUAUGACAGAGCUGUCCCAGACUCUCACCACAGACUACCGCACACCCCAGGGGGAUUAUCAGCGCAUCCAGUACAUUCCCGUGUCACAGUCAGGGGGUGGGCUGGGUCAGCCGCAACACAUCCAGUUGCAGGUGGUCCAGGUGGCACCGGCAUCCUCCCCCCACUCGCAGCACUCCACGGUAGAUGUGAGCCAGCUGCACGACCCCCACAGCUACAGCCAGCACUCCAUCCAGGUGCAGCACAUCCAGGUAGCAGAGCCCACUGCCACUGUGCCAGGUGCUGCCCAGGUGGCUGGUCAACCACUCAGUCCCUCAUCCCAGCAGGCAGCCCAGGAGCUGAGCCCUGCCCAGCUGACCCCAGUGACCCUUGCCCAGGGCCAGGCCCUACAGACACCUUCCUCUCAACAAGGGGCAGUGCAGCAUGCCUAUCUACCUGGGAACUGGAACUAUAGGAGCUAUCCCUCGGAGAUUCAGAUGAUGGCCUUACCUCAUGCGCAGUAUGUUAUUGCAGAGACAGGGGCUCCGGUAACUUCUGGAAACACCAGCCAAGUGAAGACGACACAUUACGUCAUCUCUGAGGGGCAAACGGAGCUGGAUUCCAAACAGGCUGCUGUGGUGCAGAGUGCCAGUCAAGUCCAUCCGGACCAGCUGGAUCAGCAGCCGGCCGGUCAGCAAGCCACCACGCAGUACAUCAUCACCACCACCACCAAUGGCAAUGGUGCCAGCGAAGUGCACAUCACAAAACCGUGACCUCAAGUCCCGCCCUCCGCCCUUCCCCCAACCCACUCUGCGUGCACACGCCCUUCAGGACCUGACUGUAGCAUGCCACCCCUGCUCAAGGUUCCACUCACGCACAAAGACUUGGUUCCUCUCCCCAAAGAAUGCGGAGGAGGAAGACCACAGCGUCACGAACCACAAGUCUAGAGUUUCAUUAUCGCCCAGCUGUAAGCUGCCAGGAACAGCAAUUCAAGCGAAUAACAGGAGAAUAACUCUGGUUUCACGGAGGCUCACCUUAGGAUUUGACAGAUGAGUAGCCGUCUCACAAGCAGAAGAACCCAAGAAGAAAAGGGAAAAGAGAUCAGAUCACUGGGAAGUUUUGUUUAAGGUGCUGAGAAGAAAAGCUGAUGGGAGCUACAUGAAAAUGUAGAUAAUUAGCUUACCGAGCUGUCAGUCUUCUCUUCCUGCUUACUUUUUAAUUAGCUGAAGUGUAAAUUUUUCGGAGCACGGAUGGUUGGCAGGAAUCCCCUUAUUUUGAAAUUGUUUAACACCCAAUUUUAAAUGUGUAUUACAGUUACUUUGGCUCAUUGAGGAGAUUUGGUUGAAUCAGUUUGACUCGAUGUGCCCAUAUACACAUCUUUAUCAACUAUUAAGUCCUUUCACAGAGAAAUGUGACACUUCCAACAAUACUGCAAAAUAAACUGCUCAGAUCUUUAGUAAACUCUUAGCAGGAAACCAAGACAAAUUGCUAAUGAUAGAAAUAUCAGAAUUCCACUUGUUUCCUAGUGAGGAUCUGUUGCAGUGUAAAUACGCCUGAAGAAAAAAGGAAACGAGGGAGGAAAAAAGAGCUUGUCACCUUACUAAUGUCAUUCUUUCAGAUAUGUUUCUCGCCCUGUAAAGUAGCAUGGAAAACAUGCUUCACAAACCAAAAGUAAACCUUGAUUGGUCCAACCCAACAGUCGGUUCAGAGUGAUUUGGAUCUGAUGGGAAGUGGUUAACGCCCAGGGCUGCGCUGGGAUUAGUCUGCAUCUGAUUCAGUCUUCUAGUCCACUGCCACAUGCCGCCUUCAGUCUGCCAUCCUUCUUGGUGUCCAGCUGCGAUUCUGUCUCGACCGCUCAUUUUGGGAGCUCUCUUCUACUGAAAACCUAAGAACUGACAACACUGAAUCAUGAGGUGCUAUCACACUUGAUGGUUGUUGCAAAUAUGUAAUGUGCUUCGAGGUUUUCUUUCAUUUUGCCCUUGAGUAAUGGUGCCCAGCAUCCUUUAUGCCCAAAAGGGAAAAAGUCUUUUUUUUUUUUUUUCUCCUCAGUAUUUAUAUUUUCAAAGUAUACUCUCAGAACAUACUUGUACAAUGUAAAAAAGCUAUAUUAUUAAGAAUGAAAUAGUUUCAUGUACAGAAAUUCCCAUUAUUGUUUCCAGUGAAGCUGUCCUGUUGUCAUUAGUGUGGGAAAAUUAAAAAUAGAAAUCCUUUUA